UUUUCCUCCACUUCUUCUUCUCCUCCGAUCACACCUUCCUCCACUUCUUCUUCUCCUCCGACCACACAAUCCUCCACUUCUUCUUCUCCUCUGAUCACACCUUCUUCCGCUUCUUCUUCUCCACCGACCACACCUUAUUCCACUUCUUUUUCUCCUCCGAUCCAACCUUUCACCACUUAUUCUUCUCCACCGACCACACGAUCCCCCACCUCUUCUUCUUCUCCGACUACACGAUCCCCCACUUCUUCUCAUCCGACCACACGAUCCUCAACUUCUUCUUCUCCUCCGACUACACGAUCCUCAACUUCUUCUCCUCCUCUGACUACACAAUCCUCCACUUCUUCAUCUUCUUCUCAUCCGACCUCACGAUCCUCAACUUCUUCUUCUCCUCCAACUACACGAUCCCCCACUUCUUCUUCUCCUCCGACCACACGAUCCUCAACUUCUUCUUCUUCUCCGACUACACGAUCCCCCACUUCUUCUUCUCCUCAGACUACACGAUCCUCCACUUCUUCAUCUUCUUCUCCUCUGAUAACACCUUCCUCCACUUCUUCUCCUCCUCCGACUACACAAUCCUCCACUUCUUCAUCUUCUUGUCCUCCGACCACACCUUCUUCCACUUCUUCUUCUUCUCCGACUGCACGAUCCUCCACUUCUUCUCCUUCUCCUCCGACCACACCUUCCACCACUUCUCAGCCCGCAAGACGGACGCUUCGUUCACCUCUGUCGCCAUUGGACUGUUAA
This is a messenger RNA of Nerophis ophidion (straightnose pipefish), 744 nucleotides long. Its product is annotated as mucin-2-like. The transcript has a single exon. The annotation marks the transcript as partial. NCBI's taxonomy places the organism in Eukaryota, Metazoa, Chordata, Actinopteri, Syngnathiformes, Syngnathidae. The record is from RefSeq and is a predicted model, not a curated record.